AUGGAGUAUCCACAAGAGUCUUUCGUCAGGACGACCUUCACCCCAGGAUCAUUCUGGGCCCGUCGACGCGAAGUCGUCCGCGCCCAAACACUCCGCCACCAACUGCAGAUGCUCAAAAAGACUGGGCGAUACGAAGCAUUUAAACUAGGCUGGCAUCCGAGCUACUCAGAUCCUCCAACCGUCUAUCCAGUUCCAAAUCACCAAUUCUGGGAUUCCGAUGUAGCGAAGUGGAUCGAAGGUGCUUGCUACUUACUCACGGACGACUUCGAUGCCGAGAUAGACGAAGCAGUGCAGGAACUGGUGGCGAUGAUUCGAGGCGCGCAGCACGACGAUGGAUAUUUGAAUAUCCAUUACUCUGUCGUCGAACCUGGCAAACGAUUCACUAAUCUACGGGACAUGCACGAAUUAUAUAACGCAGGCCAUCUCAUCGAAGCAGCCCUCGCCCACCACCAAUUCUACAAGAACGACAAAUUGCUCGCGCCAAUUUUGAAAUACGUCGAUCUACUGGCUUCUACAUUUGGAGCGUUGGAGUAUCAAAUCCCUGGCUAUCCCGGACACCCGGAAAUCGAAUUAGCACUACUGCGUCUAUACAAAGUAACCCAAGACGCCAAACACCUCCGCCUAGCCCAAUUCUUCAUCGAGGAGAAGAGGGAGCCCGCACGGCGGGAAGGGGAAACGACACUAUUACGACGUGGAGAGGGAGGCGAGAGGCGAGAGUAUCAACAAGCCCACAAACCAAUAAUCAAUCAAGAGACGAUCGAAGGACACUCAGUCCGCGCAAUGUAUCUUCUCACCGCAGUCGCGGACCUGGUUCGAAUUUCCACAUCGCCCGACACCACAAGUGGGCUGGCAGGUAAAUAUCUACCUACCCUCCACCAACUGUGGUCAAAUAUGGUAGAAAAGAAAUCCUACGUCACGGGUGGUAUUGGGGCAAUGAAGAAAUGGGAAGGCUUUGGAAUCGACUACUUUCUUCCCCACGGAACUGACGAGGGCGGGUGUUAUGCGGAAACAUGCGCGGCGAUUGGAGUUAUGAUGCUUGCUGAACGCUUGUUGCAGAUCGAAUUGAAGCGUGAAUACGCAGAUAUAAUGGAACUCUGCCUCUACAACGCCGUUCUAACCGGCAUGAGUCUAGACGGUAAGGCAUUCACUUACGUGAACCAGCUAGCCUCGUCCGACCAGGAUCUCUCCCAGCGCCACGAGUGGUUCGAAUGUGCCUGUUGCCCACCAAAUGUUACCCGAACACUUGGGUUUCUGGGCGGAUAUAUCUGGAGUCAGCGCGUUGAAGAGUCGGAGGCGAGUGCAAAUUUGAAAGCAAUUGUCAAUGUGCACAUGUAUACAUCCGCAACGGUGAAUAUAAAAACAAAAGUAUCCACGAUUCAAAUAAGCCAAAAGACAGAUUGGCCGUGGAAUGGCGACGUUGACUUUGAGAUCCGUGCCGAGGAAUCCGAAUCCGAAUCCGAAUUCGACCUCGAGUUACGAUUGAGAAUUCCCGGCUGGGCCUCUGAAUGUUGGGAGAUAACCCCGCAUCCCAAUAAAAUCGACAUCCGAGACGGAUAUCUCUACCUAGACCCCGAGUAUAUUCGCAAAUAUCCGAAAUUCCACUUCUCGUGCCCAAUGCAAGCACGCAUAGUCCGACCUCAUCCACUGACGAUGCAGCGAGUCGCAUAUGUCACGCGGGGUCCGAUUGUGUAUUGUGUGGAGGAUAUUGAUCACCCGUGGGAAGGUGAUCAUUUUAAGAGAACUAUAUUCGAUCCGAAAGUGCCAUUGCGAGAGGAGAAACGGUCCGAUCCUGAUUCCUACGUGGCUCUGCUUGCAAACAAAGGCGCUCUGGGACAACUCGAUACUUCUGCAUGGGAUGGGCAGAUCGUGGCCGAUGACCAAGGCGAAGGAAUAAUUACAGGCGAGUCAAGAGAUCUUUGUUUUAUCCCGUAUUAUCUACGUGCGAACCGAGGAGGAAGAGGACAGAUGAGGCGAAAAGUCGAACUACACAUCAAUGCAAACACUUUCCAGAACACCGUCUCGUAG
Messenger RNA from Penicillium manginii, 2025 nucleotides. Its product is annotated as glycoside hydrolase family 127 protein. The record is from RefSeq and is a predicted model, not a curated record. Gene Ontology annotation, biological process: carbohydrate metabolic process. The transcript is spliced from 7 exons. Bases 1 to 2025 code for a protein of 674 amino acids. Lineage: Eukaryota; Fungi; Ascomycota; Eurotiomycetes; Eurotiales; Aspergillaceae.